CAUACGGACACCGGCCACAUGCGCCUUCACACCGGGUCCCUGCCCUCUGUAAAACGACGGCAGAGGUCUUCUUUUCCGCAUGGUUUCCAGUACCUGCUACUGAUGGGAAACCUCGAUGUCUUUUCCAUCUCGGUGUGUGUGUAGUUCUCUCCAGCAGAACAGCCGUCAGUAACGGGAGGCUGCACCAGCUGAGCUCAGUCGGACCAGGACAUCAUCAUGAAGUUGGCGGUCCUCCUCCUCUUCCUCCUCCUCCUGUCGGUGUCCUGCCCGCUGUCCCUCGCCAACAUCGCCGCUCCAAGUGAGUUUGUAUCCUUGGCGGAGAUGGAGGAUGCCCUGCUGAAGAACCUUUUCCAAGGCUACCAGCGCUGGGUCAGGCCAAUUCAACGCGCCAAUGACACUGUUAAAGUACGCUUCGGACUCAAGAUCUCCCAGCUGGUUGAUGUGGAUGAGAAGAACCAGCUAAUGACAACUAAUGUUUGGCUGUGUCAGGAGUGGAUUGAUUACAAGCUGCGAUGGAAUCCAGACAAGUAUGGAGGAAUCACUUCCAUCAGAGUUCCUUCUGAAAAUAUCUGGCUCCCAGACAUUGUCCUCUACGAGAAUGCUGAUGGGCGAUUUGAAGGCUCCCUGAUGACCAAAGCUAUUGUCAAGUUCAACGGUGCCAUCACCUGGACGCCACCUGCCAGUUAUAAGUCCGCUUGCACUAUGGACGUCACCUUCUUCCCCUUUGACCGGCAGAACUGCUCCAUGAAGUUUGGCUCUUGGACGUACGAUGGCAACAUGGUGGACUUGGUUCUGAUGGACAACCAGGUAGAUCGGAAGGACUUCUUCGAUAAUGGGGAAUGGGAGAUCCUCAGUGCCACUGGUGCAAGAGGGAACAGGAAGGAUGGCUUAUAUUCUUACCCCUUCAUCACGUAUUCCUUCAUCCUGAAGAGGUUGCCUUUGUUCUACACACUCUUCCUCAUUAUCCCUUGUUUGGGUUUGUCCUUUCUGACUGUCCUGGUGUUUUACCUUCCCUCAGAUGAAGGGGAGAAGCUGUCACUCUCUACCUCCGUCUUAGUGUCACUCACUGUGUUCCUCUUGGUCAUAGAAGAGAUCAUCCCCUCCUCCUCAAAAGUGAUUCCGCUUAUUGGAGAGUAUCUGCUGUUCAUCAUGAUAUUUGUCACUCUCUCAAUCAUCGUCACUGUCUUUGUCAUCAACGUGCACCACCGCUCCUCAGCCACCUACCACCCCAUGUCACCGUGGGUUCGUAACCUCUUCCUUCAGAAACUUCCUCGGUUGCUGUGCAUGCGAGGUCAUACCGACCGCUACCACUACCCAGAACUGGCUCCUGAAAGUCCUGAGUUGAAGGCGCGAUCUGGAGGUCGGAAAGGAGGCCAGAGAGCGAACAGCGGAGCCCAUGGACAGACGACUCCUGAGGGGAAAGAGGAAGAGGCCUGGGCGACCAUGUUGGAGAAGGCCAUCUAUUCAGUGCGCUACAUCAGCAGACACAUCCGCAAGGAGCACUUCAUUCGAGAGGUGGUACAAGACUGGAAGUUUGUGGCCCAGGUGUUAGACAGGAUCUUCCUGUGGGCUUUCCUUACUGUCGCAGUACUGGGCACCAUCCUCAUCUUUACUCCUGCUCUGCAGAAGUUCCUCAAAAUCCCACCUCCAACUGCAAGUGAGGAUCCACCUUCAAACUAACAUCUAUAACACAUCUCAUUUGCAGGCUACUGAUGAUCCACUUUCAAGAUGAGUCUUUAAAAUCAUUUGAAAGACUGAAGCAAGAGAAAGCAACCACAGGUGCUUAUUGAAGAACUUUGACUGUUAGAUUUUCUGUUGGUUAGGUUUCGUUCCCAAAUCCACUGUGUAAAAUGUGCUGUAUGUCAUUACGUUUCAGUUAGAGACACUAUGUAUAGAAUAUUUAUGGAUAUUUUACCAUAUUUUAAAUUAUUAUGAUGCAUAAUGUUCUGUUGCUGUAGAAAAAUAAGACAAUCCUGGUGAAGAUUGGUGCCAAACAAUGUUGAUUCAUUUAGCCCAUUCAUUCUCAAAUUUUACACAUAGCUUCAGCCAUAAGACACCUUGGUUUAGAUUAUACAUGCUGACAAUGCUAGUAAAGGAUUUAAGAUUAAAUUAAAUGAACAUUUAAAAACGUGUAGUAAAAACACCAGCUUCAACCAAAAUUAAAUAAAACUGCUAAACUGCACUACAGGUUCUACUAUUGACUUGAUCACUGACUUCUUCAUUAAUGUCUGUCACAAAUUUUGAGGUAUUCAACAAUUUCUUCAUGUCAUAGAUUCAUCAGAUUCUUCAUAAAUAACUAUUCUGGCACUCGCUCGAGGAUCGCUCGAGUUAUCACAUACCUGAAGCACAACAUACCGCUUAUGGUAACUUCUGUACUUUGUAAUAAUGUAUAUAUUUUAAGAAAAAUAGAUUAUUUAAUAUUGCAAAGUACAAACAACAUUUAACUACCUUCACUGGAGAUGCAACUUUUAUAUGCAAAUGUUUUGAAGAAUCUAGCAUUAAGGCUACAGCUAGCAAUUAUUUUCAUUAUUGAUUAAUCCAUUGAUGAGUGUUUAGAAUUAUCAAACACAUUAGGUCUAUAAACUUCCAGAAAAAGUGAAAAAUGGCCAUCAUGAUUUCCUAAAGAGUAAGGUGACAUCUUCAGAUUUUUUGUCCAAAACUUUAAGAUAUAAUUGCUGAUUAAUUUUGUGUCAAUCAACAACUUCAACUGUACUAUUUUCUGUUCAAUUCUCUCAACGUAACAUGAAGUGUGAUGAAUAAAUUAAGACAAUUAUUCUUUAAAUUACACAACUCUCAAAUGUACUGCAUUU
Molecule: messenger RNA, 2810 nt
Organism: Thunnus maccoyii (southern bluefin tuna)
Lineage: Eukaryota; Metazoa; Chordata; Actinopteri; Scombriformes; Scombridae
Product: neuronal acetylcholine receptor subunit non-alpha-2-like
Exons: 6
Coding region: 217-1680 (487 amino acids)
Biological process (GO): regulation of membrane potential; chemical synaptic transmission; monoatomic ion transmembrane transport
Cellular component (GO): postsynaptic membrane; synapse; neuron projection
Molecular function (GO): transmembrane signaling receptor activity; acetylcholine-gated monoatomic cation-selective channel activity
Source: RefSeq, a predicted model, not a curated record